CGCGCCAAACGCCCGCUCCAACGGCCGCCCCGUGAGCGGGAAAUGGCGGCGGCCGCGGGCAGCGCUGAGGAGCUGCCGCCAUCCAUGGAGGAGCUGCCGGCAUCCAUUGAGGAGCUGCCGCCAUCCAUCGAGGAGCUGCCGCCAUCCAUUGAGGAGCUGCCGCCCCUCGCUGCUCUGCUGCAGCCGCUCCCCACUGCCGGGUCCGCCCCCGCCGGGGCCUCGUGUCCCUCAGUGAGGCCGGGGGGCGGCGUCGUGGUGCUGAGCAGCGAUAGCGAGGACGAGGUAGAGGUCGCCCCGCUGUCCGAGCGCCUGAGGCGGAGGCUGGUUCCUCCCUCGGCGGGUGUCGGGGCUGGAGCGGGGGGACGCGGCCUUUGUCCCAGCGAUGGGCGCCGUGAGCUGCUGCUGGUGGAUGAUGGCGGGGACUCGGCUCUGCUGCCGCCCGACGGACGUUCCGUCAGCCCCGUUAGUGCGCCCGGUGCCGGCGGACACUCGUUACCGCCCGCAGCUGCUGUGACCGAGCGGCCCGAGGGGGCUCCGGGGAGCGGAGGACGUGAGGGAGCAUCUCCCCCUCCGAAGAAAGCCAAGUACAGCCAGCAGGAACGGGGGGCGGUUUGCAGGGCGGGCUGCGAGAGGAGAAAGGAGCGGGAAGCGCGGAAAAGGCAACAGGAGGAGGAGAGAGAGAGGAGGAAGGUGCUGGGCCAAGUGCUGAAGGCGCAACGGCCGGGGCAGUGCCAGAAAUACAUCAGUGCCGUGCUGGACACAGGUACCGGGCAGCACGACCGGCCUCACGGCAGCUCCUGCCGCAGGAACCUGACCCGUGUGCCCAUGUCAGCUCUCUUACAGCUGGAAGGUGGAGCACAGAUCCGCGCUGCUUUGCAGGCUGCAAAUUACUCGUGUGUGGUGGAGAGCCAGGCUGUGCCCUGCAGCGUUACCUGGAGGAGGAAGGCAGUGUUGGCUCAGGCUGAGGAUGGUAAUGAAUGGACAGAAGAGCCAAAUCUCCUGGUUCUGCUUGGCUUGGAAGAGUUCCUGUCUAUGGUUCAUAGCUACAAGCAAGCGGCCCGGGGCUGUGCAGAACAGAAGGAGACUUUACAGAGCUUUGUAGCUCGUGUGAUGGAAAAAAUGCCUGGGAAAAUUCUGGCUCUAACAGUUGUUGAAGUAGAAAAAUAUUUCAGAUGUCUCAGAGCUCAGUCAAAAAAGAGACUGCAACAGACAACAGUGAAUAGAAGCCAGGGAGAAGAUGGGGGAGAUCAGAGGAAGAAACAAGUUAAUCAUCCUGGCCUGGAGAUCACCAGACUGGAUGUGGAAGAUGCCUUGGUGGAUUUGCAGCUUUGCACACGUGUCCAAGUCACUUUUUUUGAGAGCUGGGAGGAACUUGGAGAGUUUGCCGCUAUGUUCACAAAAGCUGUAGCUGAAGCACCAUUCAAACGAGAGCAGCAGAAUACAGGAUUCUCUUUCUACUUAGAGAACAAGUGGUGCAGAGGUGUGAAAGUGGAUCAUUCUGGAAAGGGUCUCCUGGAAGUUUGGAAGAGGCAGAUACAACAAUUUAACCGGGUCAGCGGGGAGAUGGCUGAGGCUGUUGUGUCUGCAUACCCUUCUCCUCAGCUUCUAGUCCAGGCCUACAGUAAAUGCUCGUCAGAGCAGGAGAGGGAAAACAUGCUGGCAGACAUCCCUGUGCGCCGCGGUACCGGUGUGACGGCCACCUACCGCCGGGUUGGACCUGAUCUUUCCAGACGAAUCUAUCUGCAGAUGACUUCCCUCGAUCCUGAUCUCUAUUUGGAUGUCACUGGAUAGCCCCAAAAUGAAGAUCUUAUGGUUUCUCUGGCUGUAUUCAUCUUCCUUCUGGGAAGUGGACUCCUCAGUUGUAGCUCGAAGACUUGAAGCACUUCCAGUCCUUAUCAUGGUAGAAGGAAACUGGACCAAAUUGCUGAAUUGCUGGAGUUUACACAAGAAAGAUGUUGAAUGUCUUCCAUAACAGCAUGAAUUGGACAUGCCUUACAGUACUGGUGGUGCCUUUCUUAUGUGUCAAGAAUUCUUCCAAGGGAAUAAAUAAUUUUCUAUAGAAAUUUAAUUAUUUCUUAAUGCACUUCCUGGACUUUGGACAGGCAUGACCAGAUGACCUCCAGAGGUUCCUUCCGACCUCAAGUCGUUCUGUGAUCCUGGCAUGUCUUCCUUUGAAUGUUUUCUACUGGUAUCCAGUGAGAUACCUUCUCCUUUCUCAGUGUGACAAAUGGCUCAAACAGCGUAGUGCUGCCCCCAGCACCUGCUCUGGUGAGGGGAAAGAACUUUACCUCACAAAAUAGACCUUUUUUUUUUUCUUAAUUGUUUUCUGCUGUGCCAGAUGGGAAUGAGUAAGACUAAUUUUCAGAUUUAAAUUUAGACUGCCCUGAUUCAGUCUCCAGACAGCUUAAUCUAUGGAGGGUCUUGAAAUCUGAUUAUAUGUGCUGGAAUUAUGAGGUCUAAACAGUUGGCAGAAAAAGCUUUCUAUUAAUUAGA
Molecule: messenger RNA, 2493 nt
Organism: Coturnix japonica (Japanese quail)
Lineage: Eukaryota; Metazoa; Chordata; Aves; Galliformes; Phasianidae
Gene: EME1
Product: essential meiotic structure-specific endonuclease 1
Biological process (GO): mitotic intra-S DNA damage checkpoint signaling; double-strand break repair; replication fork processing
Cellular component (GO): nucleus; Holliday junction resolvase complex
Molecular function (GO): DNA binding; crossover junction DNA endonuclease activity
Source: RefSeq, a predicted model, not a curated record